UAAAGUCUGCACUGAUUGGUCGUGAGCACUUCCUGCAUUGCCGGAAGUAAGCAGAGAAGUCAACAUGGGGACGCGUUUGAAGGUCCUAAGCGCGUUUAAAGCGCUGCACAGAACAAGGAUGGCUGUAUUUAAAGAUGAUGGUGCAGCACUGACAGCUGCAAGGUUAAAGAUCAACGAGGAGUUCCGGAAAAACAGAAAUGAAACAUCAGAAGAAAACAUUAAAAAGAUGAUCAAAAUGGGCUCAGAUGUGGAAGCUGUUCUUCGAGAGUCAGUGUUACAAAUGGAACAUGUAGGAGACAAUAAACUAUUGCUUCGACCCAGAGAGAGCCUUCUGCUAGAAAAUGUUCCCUAUUGUGACCAACCCAAGAAAAAGUCAUGACACACCAUCUGAUUACAUCUUUUUCAUAAAAAAGAGACUAUUAUCCAUUACCACCUAGUACCCAAACAACAUUUCAAGUUGAUUUCCUGAACAAAGAUCAUCGCUACACGGACAAAUCCCUGUUUCACUGAAGAUCUCAUCUGUUUCACUUUAUGAAAUCUGUGCUUUAAACUGGAUGCUGUAUAGUAUUUUGUUAAAUGUUGUGUUUUCAUUUCAUUUGGAAGUUUUCUGCCUACUUAUGACAACUGAAGGAGGAAAAUUUGUUGCUACUGAAGAAUCUUUUUCAUUGUGUUAUGAUUAAAGAGGUGUAUUCCCAAA
Micropterus dolomieu (smallmouth bass) is the source of this 697-nucleotide messenger RNA. It is a transcript of the gene lyrm7, whose product is annotated as LYR motif containing 7. The coding region runs from base 65 to 379 and encodes 104 amino acids. Gene Ontology annotation, biological process: mitochondrial respiratory chain complex III assembly. The transcript has 5 exons. Lineage: Eukaryota; Metazoa; Chordata; Actinopteri; Centrarchiformes; Centrarchidae. The record is from RefSeq and is a predicted model, not a curated record.